Molecule: messenger RNA, 333 nt
Organism: Trypanosoma cruzi
Lineage: Eukaryota; Euglenozoa; Kinetoplastea; Trypanosomatida; Trypanosomatidae
Exons: 1
Coding region: 1-333 (110 amino acids)
Biological process (GO): mRNA splicing, via spliceosome
Cellular component (GO): U2 snRNP; precatalytic spliceosome; catalytic step 2 spliceosome
Source: RefSeq, a predicted model, not a curated record
AUGUUGAGGCAUUCGAAACAGGAGCAACAGAUGUGCCGCAAAAUGCCCGGGGCCUCCUUUGGCUAUGUUUGCGACCAGCACGAUGGCCGCUGCGUGAUUUGUGACCUGCAGUUUGAUGAGGUGCUCCCGUCCAUGCGGGAGGUGCACGUAUGCGACGAUUGCGGCUUUGGAAAGGAAGGCGAGGAGCGUUGUAUCAUGUGCAACUCCGGGAAAACGACAGAAGUGGCGUACUAUUGCCAUUACUGCGUCGCACUGGAGAAGGACCGUGACGGCUGUCCGCGGGUCUUGAACCAGAGCAGACAUCAACGCAUGGCAACAUUACGCACACGGUGA